UCUUCCCAGUUACGACCACUGAAGAUGCAGAUGCAGCUUUAGCAUUGAUUUUGGAAGAAAAAGAUGAGCCAUUCAACCUUGUAAUGGCGAACGCCGCCGUCGCCGCCGUAUCAGACUUCAGCGCCGCCCUCUCAGUUCUUCAUCAAACCGGCGUUCCCGUCGUCUUGAUGUCGACGGAGAUGAAUAUGAAGGCGGCCGGAAAAUCCAUUGCCGAAUCUGGCUUUCACUUCCUCGAGAAGCCGAUUUCCAUGGAGGACAUCGAACUUGUUUGGCAGCUCGUGUACAGGAAAAUCAGAAACCCUAGGGCAAACAAUUUGGGAGAAAAUGCGAAUCAGGGGAAAAAAUCUGAGAUUGGCGGAAUGUGUGGCCGAGUCGUGAACGUUGCGAGAGGAGUAGAGUGGAAUGCGAUUGAAGAAGAAGGAAAGGAAAAUUAUGGUGAGAAUUUUGGAGAGAGAGAAGCGAGAUUGAAGGUAUCUGGAACUGUAUUUGAUUACCUGGAAACGACGAAGAUGAAUGCGGAAGAGAAGAAGAACAGAAACGAGUGCACGAACAAGAGAUCGCGGAUUGUUUGGAAUUCGAAAUUGCAUCGGAAGUUCACAGAAGCAUUGAGCAAACUUGGGAACAAAAAAUCGAGCCCUAAAAUUAUCCUAAAGAUGAUGAAUGAGCCAAGUUUGACGCUUCGCCAAGUUGCAAGCCACCUCCAGAAAUUCAAAUCUCAAGUAAAGCAUUUAAAUAAGAUAACAGAAAGUGAUGCAUCCACCCCACUCAGCAGAGUCCAACUUCAACAGUUACCUGUAAAGCAAAAUAGCAUAACAAACAUAUUAGGCCAACCAAAUUACAGCCCUGACCUUACAGACAACCAGAGACAAUUUCAAGUCCUCUCCAGUUGCUUGAAUGGUCCUCAACUUCCUUUUCAAAAUGUUGAUCAUUGUCAUCUCAGAAUGAUGGACCAGAGCAACUCAAAUUCAUAUGGAACAACUCGGUCCAACGACCUUCAACCUGAAACUUAUGGAGGUUUCAAAGGAAUGAACCUUGUCGCAGACAACCGUAUAUUUGGCGAUGAGCUUUGUAUGAAUGAGAGUUCAGAGAGUUUUGUUCAGACAUCUCAAUCCAACUUACAAUAUUUCAGUGCAGAUGUAGAUUAUUGUCCCUUCCUUUCAGCUGAUGCAGUUCAAGAGUUGGAAUUUGCUCGAAACUUGGCUGGCUGUUUGGAUGUUGACAAUAUCACGUCGGGAACACAUCGUGCAACUUUGGAUUCUUUGAAUCAGAAUGUUUACCUGAAGGAGCUUGAUGAUCUGCUGAACAAUACCGCAGAAGAUCCGAUGGUAUAUUGCUGUUUUGAUGGCGAGGUGAACUCGUUCGACAUUGAUCAAUAUUCUCAGUGGCUAAAUGCAUAACUAGAAUAAAAAUGAAUACAGAUACCAAGUUUUGAACCAAAGACUCAUCCGCAACAUCAUGGUUUGGGUGGAUUCGGAGGUAAUGAACUUUUCUUUGCUACCAAUGUUGAAAUUUUUAGCUGCUAAGUUCAAAAGAGUUCUGAUAUUUUUCUGUUUGCAAGAAACUAUAAAGGGAAAUGAGUUUGCAGAUUCAUGUUAAAUGAUAUCAAACCACUCCAUGUUUCAGUUCCAAAUUCUAUUCAAUGCAAACUUUUCAGCCAUGCUAUUAGCAAAUUUCUUUCUCUUUGUCUGCAGCCUUGCAGCCUUUCACUUUAUCAAAAUGUCUACCUAUUUGGUUGUCUUUUUAGAAACAAAUUUUAAGUGAAGCUUCAAACUAAUAUCUUAACCAGUUAAAUUACGCUCGAAUAAGCAUGAGAGGUUCUUAAUACUCAUUACUUCAAAAAAAUAGUUCAUUAAGCCAAGUGGAACGUAUCUUAGUCACAUGUGAACUCAUGUCCAAUUUUCUUUCCCCUGUUUCGUGGUAGUUAUUACACUAGUAAAUGUACGAAAAGGUUGGUUUACUAAACUACCACACUACUACUAUACCACAAGAAUUCCAUGAGUAGACUAUUUAAGUGGAUCGCACCUAUCAAGAAAAACGUAUUUUUUAACAAUACAAAUUUAGUUACACUUUUCCCACAUGAUCUAUUGCAAAAAACGGAUAAUCUCAAGCUUAGAGUUGUGAACCUAGGUUAGAGACGGGGAGCGCCUUGACUUAUUAGUCAAGCUUUGAUUGGGGAAGGUCCUCUCAAUGCUCUAACGCUCACACUAAAUAUGAACCUAACUAUCUCAUCACGUUUUGAACUCCACUCAUGUAUUGCUUUAAUGGGUAAAAUCCAACUCUUGGAACAUACUAUAGCCCCAAGUGGCGAAGAACCAACCCAAAGGAGGUCACGUGGAUAUUCUUGAACAAUCCCUUAAAGAGAAGUGGACGCCUACUUUUGUUGUUGAUACAGGUAGUAAGAGAUAUUAUACACAACCCUUCUAAUUUACCAAAAAAAAAA
Molecule: messenger RNA, 2440 nt
Organism: Momordica charantia (bitter melon)
Lineage: Eukaryota; Viridiplantae; Streptophyta; Magnoliopsida; Cucurbitales; Cucurbitaceae
Biological process (GO): regulation of DNA-templated transcription
Cellular component (GO): nucleus
Molecular function (GO): DNA-binding transcription factor activity; DNA binding
Source: RefSeq, a predicted model, not a curated record